Molecule: messenger RNA, 1612 nt
Organism: Sinocyclocheilus anshuiensis
Lineage: Eukaryota; Metazoa; Chordata; Actinopteri; Cypriniformes; Cyprinidae
Product: myotubularin-related protein 14-like
Exons: 13
Coding region: 461-1552 (363 amino acids)
Biological process (GO): dephosphorylation
Molecular function (GO): phosphatidylinositol-3-phosphate phosphatase activity
Source: RefSeq, a predicted model, not a curated record
GUGUCCUGUUUACUACUGGCCCUGGUUAAAGUUCCUUAGCUAUAUCCAACACGGAUAGAUUUCAUUUCAGCAUUACACAUCGCUCUUCUGUAUGCCUUUACACACACCCGACAGUUUUGGGGUUGAAAACAACACUGAAUGUUUUGUCUCCAGAUCAAAAUCAAGUUGAUUAUAAAACUCAAGGAUAAAAAGCGUGUUAAGACUUCAAAUCGUGUGGAUUUCCUGUGAUUAGUGACCGGGUUAUUUUGUGGCAUGCGGUGUUUUGACUACUGUGGAGGGGAAUCAUCCCGCCAGGACCCUGAACUCGGGACGCGUCACCGGCUCCGGCGCCUUAAAGCGGGCGGUGAGGAAAAAGCUUGCCCUGAAGGGAUGGCCUGGAGGAUCCUCUCGGACCCAGGGAGCUGCGCUAUUUAAGGAAGGCCGGGUUCGAAUCGAUCAGAAGGCGGGUGACGGCUCGAUAAUGGCUAGCCGGAGCGAGGAGAUUACCGAACUGAUCGAUGUGUUUUCAAAGAGUCAGUACAGAGCAAGGGAGGUCACCCCGUCGGUAGAGAGAAUAGAGGAGCGCUGUUUGGAGCUGUUUGACCGGGACUACAAGUACAGUAUCAUCCACAACACCAAUGGGGAGGUGUGUGGUCACUACCCACGGAAGAUUGUGUUUCUGGAAUAUGAAUCUUCAGACAACAAUAAAGAGAGCUUUGAGAGUACUGUGCAGAUCAGUAAGUUGCAGGAUCUGGUGAACCGUAGUAAGAUGGCUCGCUGUAGAGGAAGAUUUGUCUGUCCAGUCAUCCUCUACAAUGGAAAGCAUGUGUGUCGAUCAUCCACUCUAGCAGGUUGGGGCGAACUUUAUGGACGCACUGGAUACAACUACAUUUUUUCAGGGGGUUCAGAUGACACCUUUGGUGAUGCUGAAGAGGUUCCAGAGGAUGACUGUGCAGUUCGGAAUAAUGAUUCACAGUUGUUUGAUAAGGUUAGGGGCUCUGACAUUAAGCUGUUGAAGUACUUGUCUGUAUGCUACAUCUGUGACCUCAUGGUAGAGAAUAAGAAGGUCAAGUUUGGCCUUAAUGUGACUUCCUCAGAAAAGGUGGACAAGGCCCACCGUUAUGCUGACUUUACCCUACUCUCUGUGCCUUAUCCAGGAUGUGAAUUCUUCAGGGAAUAUAAAGACAGAGAUUACACAGCAGAAGGGCUUGUCUUCAACUGGAAUCAGGACUAUAUGGAUGCUCCUUUGACAAUCCCUGAUUUCUUUACAAGAAACCUCAACAUCAACUGGAGUGAAUAUCAGUCAUGGGACCUGGUGCAGCAGACUCAGAACUACCUGAAACUGCUUUUACACAUCAUCAACUCUGAUGAUGAGAACGGUUUACUGGUGCACUGUAUAUCAGGCUGGGACAGGACACCUCUCUUUGUAUCCCUGCUCAGACUUUCGUUGUGGGCGGACCGUGCCAUUCAUGCAAGUCUAGAGCCGUCUGAGAUCCUUUACCUGACUAUCGCAUAUGACUGGUUUCUUUUUGGGUUAGUCUCAUUCCUGUUUCACUUACACAUCUACGUCUAGGAAUGUACCAAUAUUAAAAGUUUGUCACAUAACAAUAAGCUGAUAAUUAUUUUCAUGUUA